Messenger RNA from Diorhabda carinulata, 825 nucleotides. Its product is annotated as circadian clock-controlled protein daywake-like. The record is from RefSeq and is a predicted model, not a curated record. The coding region runs from base 6 to 779 and encodes 257 amino acids. The transcript has 5 exons. NCBI's taxonomy places the organism in Eukaryota, Metazoa, Arthropoda, Insecta, Coleoptera, Chrysomelidae.
UCUCAAUGUUCUCGUUAACUGUAACCUGUAAUAAAAUGUGGACAACCUUGAUCGUGAUUUUUGUUUUUGGAACGACCAGUGGACUUGUUUCAGCUUCGGAGCCAAAAAAUUUACCGCCUUAUUUAACCCCUUGCAAGAAAGAUGCACCCAAUUUUGAUGCGUGCUGUUUAUCAUCGGCACGAGCAGGCUUACCCAGUAUAGUUAAUGGAGAUAAGGAAUAUGGUAUUCCAAAUUUCAAACCGUUGAAAGUUGAAAAAGUAGAGAUUAAUACUGCAACUUUGAAAGUCUUGAUCGAGGAUAUGGAUCUGUGGGGAUUGGAUGAAGCUGAUAUAAAAGAUUUUAAAAUGGACUUGACAAACAACGAAGUAAGAAUCGACUUCCAUUGUCCUCAAAUUAAAAUCUUGGGAAAAUAUAAAAUGGAUGGCAAAAUAAAUUUACUCACAUUGAAUGGAAACGGUGAUGUCAACAUAACCCUAGAACAACCAGAUAUCAGUUUCUCUAUCAACUACAAACUGAUUAAAAAAGGAGAUUUUGAUUACGUGCAAAUGCAAGAUAGCAAAAACAUAAGCUAUAAUAUUCAAAAGUUAUAUAUUAAUUUCGAAAAUUUAUUUAACGGAAAUGAACAGCUCGGUAAAACAACAAACGAUUUUCUGAAUAAGGAAUGGAAAUCCCUUAUUGAAGACUUAAAUCCAACCAUCAAAACCACAAUAAACACAAUUGCAGUUUCUAUUAUCAACGGUGUUACAGCAAAAAUUCCUUAUCAAAAUUUGUUUUUGUGAUUGUUAGAUUUCUUAUGCCUUGUUCGAAUAAAUAUUAUUAACUUUU